Dovyalis caffra is the source of this 1563-nucleotide messenger RNA. The record is from the annotation of a GenBank genome assembly. Lineage: Eukaryota; Viridiplantae; Streptophyta; Magnoliopsida; Malpighiales; Salicaceae.
AUGUCGUCCCUCUCUAAAUCACCCUCUUCUCCGCAACCAACCCUCCACGACAAUUCCGACGCCGAGCGCCGCCUUCGUGAGGCCGAGGAACGCCUCCGCGAAGCAAUAGAGGAACUCCACCAUAGAAACGCCGCGCAUGGUCCUUAUCCUCCUUGCGAUCACGGACCUGAUGAAUCCUGUGCCGCUUAUGCGAUUGGUAAUCUCUGCCAAAGCUUCCUUCUCUCUUACGGUGUUCGUGUUGGUAUCGGCAUUUUGCUUCGUGCUUUCAAGCUUGCUAAAAGACAGUCUUACUCUUCUCUCCUUGAUCUCAAGCAACUUGUCUCGGAGAAGGAUUUAAUUGUGAGAGAGGAGGCGUGUCGUGUUGGGUUACUUUUUGGUGGAUUUACUGGAUCAUAUCAUGCACUGAGAUGCUUUUUGAGGAAGUUUAGAAGGAAAGAGACGCCUAUUAAUGUAAUUUUAGCAGGUUCGGUUGCAGGGUUGUCUGUUUUAGCAUUAGAUGACUCAAACCGGAGGCGUACUCUUGCUCUUUAUCUUUUGGCUAGGGUAUCUCAGUGUGCUUAUAAUUCUGCAAAAUCUAAAAACAAGUUUCACCUUUGGGGAAGCCAUUGGAGACAUGGAGAUGCUUUGCUCUUCGCACUUGCUUGUGCCCAGGUUAUGUAUUCCUUCAUAAUGCAUCCUGAGAGCUUGCCAAAAGCAUAUCUGGACUUCAUUCAGAAGACUGGACCAGUUGCAGCGCCUGUAUACAAGGCAGUAAGAGAAACCUGUAGAGGUGGCCCAGUGGAUGUUGCCUCAUUAUCAGCUUUUUUAUCUCGCAGAGGGAAACUGGACUCCGUGAAGUUGGAAGAAUUCCCUUCAAUUAUUCCUUGUUCUAUUGUUCACCCGGCCACAAAUUCAUGUUUAACUCAGAAUGCUAAUGCAGCAUCAGCUACAUUCAGGAAAACAUUUCCACUUUAUUUCUCAUUGACUUUUGUACCUUAUGUUGUUCUGCACCUGCAGAAGUUCAUGGAUGCACCUGCUUGGACAUGUUGGCUUGCUCUUAGAGAUGCUGUUCGCUCAACAACAUUCUUAUCUGCAUUUGUUGGAAUUUUUCAGGGGGUGAUAUGCCUUCAUCGAAAAGUAGCAACAAGAGACCACAAGCUUGUGUAUUGGAUUGCAGGUGGAAUAUCUGCCCUUUCUGUACUACUGGAGAAAAAAUCCAGGCGUGCUGAACUUGCCUUGUAUGUUCUUCCACGGGCUGGAGAUUCACUGUGGUAUAUUUUAGUGAACCGCCACCUUCUUCCAAAUAUCAAGAACGCUGAGGUGGCCUUAUUUUGUGCAUGUAUGGGAGGAGUUAUGUACUACUUGGAACAUGAACCAGACACUAUGGCUCCAUUCUUGAGAGGCCUGAUCCGACGCUUCCUUGCUAGUAGAAUCAGCAAUCCAGGUCGCCCAUCUAAUCGGAGUACUUCUUACACAUAUUUACAGACUCUUGAUGCCAUCAAGAAGCCAAAAUUACAGGAAAGCAGAGAGGCUGAAGCUUCCCCUUCUCAGAAAUAUAAUCUUGAAUCCAUUCCAGGGCUUUAA